Micropterus dolomieu (smallmouth bass) is the source of this 4383-nucleotide messenger RNA. It is a transcript of the gene sgsm1b, whose product is annotated as small G protein signaling modulator 1b. Gene Ontology annotation, molecular function: GTPase activator activity. The coding region runs from base 1 to 3918 and encodes 1305 amino acids. The record is from RefSeq and is a predicted model, not a curated record. Gene Ontology annotation, biological process: activation of GTPase activity. The transcript has 24 exons. NCBI's taxonomy places the organism in Eukaryota, Metazoa, Chordata, Actinopteri, Centrarchiformes, Centrarchidae.
AUGUUUUCUCCCGUGACAGAGGCCGAGACGCGUCAGAAAUUGCUGCGCAAUGUGAAGAAAGAGGUGAAACAAAUUAUGGAGGAGGCAGUAACGAGGAAAUUUGUGCACGCAGACAGCAGUCACAUCAUAUCCUUCUGUGCCGUAGUGGAGGCCUGCGUGCUUCAUGGAUUAAAGCGUCGUAUUGCAGGCCUGCUGUGCAGCAACAAGGUUGCAGCGCUCUUCAUGAAGGCGGCAAAAAGCUUUUUGCCUGCCGAGGAACUCUGCCACAAGGUCCAGGAGCUGGAACAGCUCAUUGAAAACAGCAAGCAGAACAAUUCUUCACUGAGUAAUGACCGCGGCCGGCAAUCCAAGUUGGCCAACCUCCCCCCUCAGGCACUAAAACACCUGUGGAUCCGAACUGCACUUAUGGAGAAGCUCCUGGACAAGAUUGUCCUGUACUUGGUGGAGAACAGCAGUGCCUUCUAUGAGAAAGAAGCCAUGCUGCUGGAUCCUGUGGAUGGACCAAUUCUUGCAUCUCUAUUGGUUGGCCCUUGUGCUUUGGAGUACACCAAAGUUAAGACCGCUGACCAUUUCUGGACAGACCCAUCUGCUGACGAGCUUGUGCAGCGGCACCGCAUCCACAGCGGCCACUGUCGGCAGGAUUCACCCUCCAGACGGCCUGCCCUGAUCCAGAAGAGGCAGUCCAGUGGGAGCAUGGAUGAUCGCCCUCUCAUGUGGGUGAGGGAUUACGUUGAAUCACUCCACCAAAACUCCAGAGCCACACUUCUGUUUGGAAAGAACAAUGUCCUAGUGCAGCCGAGAGAUGACAUGGAGGCCAUCCCAGGCUACCUUUCUCUUCAUCAAACUGCAGACCUCAUGACACUGAAAUGGACGCCCAAUCAGCUGAUGAAUGGCAAUCUAGGGGAGCUAGAUUCUGAGAAAAGUGUUUAUUGGGAUUAUGCCAUGACAAUUCGUUUGGACGAGAUUGUGUAUCUCCACUGUCAUCAGCAAGUGAACAGUGGUGGGACAGUAGUUUUGGUGAGCCAGGAUGGGAUCCAGAGACCUCCUCUACAUUUCCCCAAAGGAGGCCACCUCCUCCAGUUUCUCACCUGCCUGGAGACCGGGCUGCUACCUCAUGGACAGCUGGACCCACCACUCUGGAAUCAGAGAGGAAAGGGAAAGGUUUUCCCCAAACUGCGAAAGAGGAGUCCACAUGGCUCAUGUGAUUCUGUGUCAGAUAAGGAAGACGAUGAAGCAACCGAUUAUGUGUUUCGGAUCCUAUUUCCUGGCAAUCAGAUGGAGUACAUGGCUCUGGAGCUGAUGGACCAGGGCGUGAACAUGUGGCAACCGACGCCCAGAAAGUCCUCGUGCUCCUCCUGCUCACAGAAUGGCUCUUCUGAUGGCUCUCUGCUUAAUGGCUGUAAUCAGGAAAGGGCUCCCUUAAAGCUCCUUUGUGACACAAUGAAAUACCAAAUAAUCUCCCGAGCUUUCUAUGGAUGGCUUGCAUACUGCCGCCAUCUGUCUACAGUUCGUACCCACCUUUCUGCUCUGGUCAACACCACUAUAGUUGACCCUGAUGUGCCCUGUGGUGCCAGUGGAGGCCUCUCUGUGGAGGUCUGGGGCAGGUUCCUUAAGGACAGCACUGCGUAUGAGGAAAAGGAGAUACACAGGCUUGUAUAUUUUGGUGGUGUGGCUCCUUCACUACGCAAAGAGGUCUGGCCCUUCCUGUUGGGACACUAUCAGUUCACCAUGACUGAGAAAUGCCGGCUAGAGAUUGAUGAGCAGAUGCGGACAAUGUAUGAGCAGACUAUGAAGGAGUGGCAAGGUUGUGAGGCCAUUGUCCGUCAGAGGGAGAGAGAGAAACAUGCAGAGGCCCUCGCCAGAUGUUCGUCUGGAGCCAGUGUGGAAAGAGGACCAGUGCAGCGGGAUUCGACUAUCAGUACAGAUUCGUCUCUCAGUAGCAGCUCAGAUCAACAGAAUGCCCACUCGCAAAGUGAUUCAAGCAGUAGCGCCCAGGUGUUUCUAUCAGUUGAGGCAGUGGAUCCAAUUGAGUCCAGGGCUGAGGAAGGUGUAGUACAGCACAGCAGUCCACUGAAGGACAUCAUGAGUGACACUGCAGAUCUACAACAUCCCUCCUGCAACCCCUCCUCCCAAAGCCUGUCAAAUCAACGUCCAGGUUCAGAAAACAAUCCUCUUGUAACGGAGUCAGCUGCUGGAUCUACAACCUCUCAGCAGACAGUGGAAGCAUCAGAGGUCUUAAAUGAGAAAACUACAACUGGAUCAGAGCCAGUAGGGGAGAAUGUAAUGGGCCCUGUAGCCAAGGACAAGGUUUCAGAGACAAAGAUGGAGACAGUUUCAGAAAGUGAGGUGGUUAAGGACUGUGGGAUCAGUAAGUCUCAAGAGGCAUCUAAAUCUGAGGAAAAACCAGAAGUCAAAGAAAAAGAUAUAACAACAAAUGAGCGAUCUGAAGAUUUAAAAGCAGUAGACACAAAUAAGAAUUUAAGAUGUAUUCCAGAGAACACUAAUGUCCUAAAGCUAGAAACAGAGAUUCAUAACGAAUAUUUCCAAGCACCUCCACUUGGGCAGACCCUGACCUUCCAAGCACACAAGGGCAAAGAUCUGGAAGUGGAGCCAUUAUGUCUGGCUACAGCAGAAAAAAAUACUAAUCCACCGACUGGAAAAAAGCCAGAGAUUCCUGCAAAACCUGAAACAACUUCUGACAAAAACACAUCACAACUGACAAAGGCCUGUUCCACGGAGUCAGAAAGAAAUGAUGCUGAAGCAGCAGUUUCUGACUUGGCUGAAACCAAAAAAGCUGCAGAAAUUCCGUUUGAGAAAGCUGGUUCAAAUUCACCUGUCAGACACGUACUGAAUGCUCUUCAGUCAGCGUCAAGGGGGAGCCUUUCAUUAUCAUCCCACUCACGGCAGUCUCCAGACACAGCAGAUUCAGACGACUCUCCUUCUGCCCUGGAAAUGGAGGAGAUUCCUGCAGGGAUAACAUGUGUGACCUCUGAGAAUAUCAAGGCACGGCCUUUGGCAGGCCUUGCCGCACCCCCUAUCUUCUUUGCACAAAGAGAGAAAAUGGCAUCAGUGGACCUUGUCCUAGAUCACCAUCUGGACACAGCUUGUAACACCAGUCCUGAGGGCACCGACUUGGGCCUUUCGGAAGAUGAGCCUGAGAUGGAAAAUGUGCUCACUGAACCAGAGUCUGCAGAGGUCGGAGGAGACACCAAACAUGAUGAAUCCUCAGAAGAACAAAUCUAUUCUCAAGAAACACUGGACAUGUACUUGAUCAAUUUACAUCGCAUUGACAAAGAUGUCAGACGUUGUGACAGGGCAUAUUGGUACUUCACUUCUGAGAAUCUGGACAAGCUGCGUAACAUCAUGUGCAGUUACGUGUGGCAACAUCUGGAGAUAGGUUACGUCCAGGGCAUGUGUGAUCUGCUGGCUCCUCUGCUGGUUAUUCUGGACGAUGAGGUCAUGGCAUUUAGCUGUUUCACUGAACUGAUGAAGAGGAUGAACCAGAAUUUUCCUCAUGGAGGCGCCAUGGACUCUCACUUUGCCAACAUGCGUUCUCUUAUCCAGAUCCUGGACUCUGAGCUGUUUGAACUGAUGCAGCAGAACGGAGACUAUACUCAUUUCUACUUCUGUUAUCGUUGGUUUCUGCUUGACUUCAAAAGAGAAAUGGUGUAUGAUGAUGUGUUCUCCGUGUGGGAAACAAUCUGGGCGGCCAAGUACACCUCCUCUGAGCACUUUGUGCUCUUCAUUGCUCUGGCACUCGUGGAGAUGUAUAGAGACAUCAUCCUGGAAAAUAACAUGGACUUCACAGACAUCAUCAAGUUCUUUAAUGAAAUGGCAGAGCGACACAACGUCCCGCAGGUCCUGAUGAUGGCUCGAGACUUGGUCCACAAAGUGCAGACUCUCAUAGAAAACAAGUGACGAUGCUGUUUGGCUGCUGCUCCCACGUUUCCUUGUGCUGAAUUGUUUCAAGAUACGGACACGCCCACAUAACAGUCAUGUAUUUAAGGGGAAAGGAAUCAAUGUUAAUGAAAUACAGUGAUUGGUAAGUACUGAAAAGACUGGUAAUUAAAACUGCUCGUUAUUCUAAGACAGUUGUGCAACAGCUUCUCUCCGGUUGCUCCUUUCUAUAUUCAGGAGAUGCAACUAUUGCCAGUAAAUGUAUUUUUAAAGUGUUAUUGUUCACCUAGUGAAUGUACCCUUGUUGAAACUGCUUCAGGAUGUUAUUUAUUUUGCCUUAAAUCUAGAUAUUUUUUCAGGGAUACCACAACCAAAUUCUUCAUUGUAUUGUCAUUCCACAUAUUUCACGAGGUUAACGUUGUUUAAUAACUACCAUGCAUCUUGUAAUACACUUGAAUAUAUUUCCAGUAUUAUUAUUUUGCUGAA